AUGAUCUACUGCAUAUUAAGAGAAUCUCAAAGCCAGAUCGAGUGGAAGCAAUCAACUACACAUGCUUAGUUACAAACUCUAUAUUGCAUGAUUUUGGUGAGAUCCAUAUUCUACUCCAAAGAGUCUAGAUUUACAUCACACCCUUCUCCAGAGAUAUUGCAUCAUCUUGGUGAAGUCUAUACUCUACUCCGAAGAGUAUAGAUUUACAUUAAUUAUUCUCAAGCAGUCGGUGGAAUUUGCUAUCUGACAUUGAAGAAGCUAUAUAUCUCAACUAGGCACUUGCAAAUGGACUCAGUCAUUAGUUGUGUGAAGGAUUCAGUCAUUAGUUGUGUCAAGUAUCAGAUCUGUCACGAGGAUUAUGUACGCAACUUCGAAGCAAAGCGAAAAAGGCUAGAGGACCAGCUAAAAGACGUUGAGGCAGAAUUAGAGACACAACUGCAGUCGCAGCCUAGAAAGAAGGCAAGGUAUGAUGUCAAUGCUUGGGUUGUGGAAGCACGCAAAGAAACUACUGUAAAGGUUGAAGAUCUGAAUUACAAAGGGCGCUGUUGCACAUUUAUUUCCUCAUCAAGAAAGCUGGAUGAAAGGACUGAAGAAUUGCAGCGACUACUUAAGAAAGGAAAAGAAUUCACUAAUGUUGGUGUGAGUUUGGUCAUAAAUGAUCACUCAAAAAAAGGAGUUCCAAUGCCUGCUGAAAAAUGCAUUGCACGGGAUGAGGUACAAGAAGAAAUUCUGCAACUAUUAAGGGGAGACAAGGUUACAAGAAUUGCAGUUUGUGGAAUGGGUGGUGUGGGCAAGACAACAAUCAUGAAGCAAGUCCACAACCAACUAUUAAAAGAACCCACAAUUAAGAAAGUUAUUUGGGUAAAGGUAUCCAGAGACUUUGAUAUUGGUCUCCAACAAAAAAAGCAAUUUGAUAUUCUCAAGUUUCAGAAGAGCAUUGCAGGACACUUGGGAUUAAACCUGAAGAAUGAGGAUGAAGAUGCAACUAAGCUUGCAGGAUGGAUAUCACAAAGCUUGCAACAGGGCAGUUAUGUUUUAAUUCUGGAUGAUGUGUGGGAGUCUUUUUCUCUAGAAGAUGUUGGAUUCCUUGAUCCAAAUGGAAAUGAUGCUUGCAAGAUGGUGCUCACAACACGGUCACAAGAGGUUGCUGGUGGAAUGUUGUGUAAGGAGAUUUAUGUGAAUCCUCUUCCAGAUGAUGCAGCAUUAGCAUUAUUCUUGGACAAAGUUGGAAGUGAGGUGGUGUCCUAUUCCAGAUACAAAAGUGAUAUAGAACCCUUUUUGAAUCAGAUUUUGAAGAAAUGUAAAGGUGUACCCCUUGCUAUUGGGGUGGUGGCAACGACCAUGAGAGGAAAAUUCAAUUGUUACUCAUGGGAGAUUGCAGCUACAGAAUUGAGCAAGUAUGAAGAAAUUGUUGAUUGUUUGAAAUUCAGUUAUAACCACUUAGAUGAACAACACCAGAAGUGUUUCUCAUACUGUGCAUUGUAUGCUGAGGAUGAUGAAAUCGAAAAAGAGGAGUUGAUUGAGUUUUGGAUUGAGGAGGGAUUUAUAAUAGAUGAAAGGGGGUCUCGGCACUUAAUGAUUUGUGAGGGCCAUUCUAUUAUUCAGAAGUUGAUAGACAAUUGCAUGUUGGAAUUGGUUAAAAAUAAAAACCAAUUAUAUCGGAUGAGACCGGAUGCAGCGGGUGAAAUCAAAAAGAAAGAAGAUUGGGUGAGUAUGCAUGAUCUUCUCCGAGAAAUGGCAUUGAAGAUUAUUCAUCCUCAAUUCAUGGUGAAAGCUGGCAUGGCCUUGGAAGAGCUACCAGAGGAGGUUGAAGGGAGAAAAAAUCUUUUGAAGGUUUCUCUAAUGAAGAAUCAAAUAAGCGAAUUUCCUUCAAGUAUGUUGUCUCCCAAGUGUCCAAUGCUCACAACCUUGUUGUUGUCCAAAAACAAUAUUACAACAAUUCCAGAAGCCUUUUUUGAUCAUAUGCCUGGGCUGAAGAUCCUUGAUCUUUCUGGCAAUCACCAACUACAUAGGCUGCCGAGUUCUGUUUCUAAAUUAGAGAGCCUUACGACACUACUGUUGGAGAAUUGUGAGUCCUUAGAAGAGGUACCAUUUUUAUCCAACCUUGGAGGCUUAAAAAAGUUAAACCUUUAUGGGACAUCAAUUAAAGAACUACCCCAAGGUCUCAACAUGUUAACCAAUCUAAAAUAUCUUUGGCUUGAAGUUCUUGGUUUAUCGGCUCGUCCCACCAACUUUUUCUCUCUUAAAAGAAUUGAUGUGGAAUGGUGCCCUAAAUUAAAGAAAGUAUUUUGGACGGGGUUUAACCCCCUUCCAACCCUUGAGCGUCUAGAGCUUCGGUGCUUAAAGAAUCUGAAAUCCGUGUUUGAUGAAGAAGUUCUUGGUUUAUCGGCCCGUCCCACCAACUUUUUCUCUCUUAAAACAAUUGAUGUGGUAUGGUGCCCUAAAUUAAAGAAAAUAUUCUCAUCUGGAUUGUUGCUUGGCUACUUCCAAUCUCUAGAGACUAUUGAAGUUGAAGGCUGUUACCAAAUGGAGGAGCUGAUAUCAUCAUCAACCUAUGAAGAAAAAGAAGCCCUAGAAAAAAUCACUCUACCCAACUUACAAUGGUUAGAAUUGAGGGAUUUGCCCAAAUUGAAGAGCAUCUGUGGCAGUUCCAAUGUGUUGAUUUGUGAUUCCAUCAAGAGUCUGGAGAUUGAAAACUGUGAGAAGCUAAAGAGGAUUCCUCUGCAUCUUUCCUCGCUCGACAAUAGCCAGCCUCCUUCCCUCAAACAAAUUCAAAUAGACACAAAAGAACGUUGGGAAUCAUUGGAAUGGGACCAAUCCAAUGCAAAGGAUGCCUUUCUACCUUCUGUAAAUUUUCAUGAUGACAGCAACUCUGACUUUGAAGAAGAAGAAGAAGUGUCUGGUGACGACAACGAUGAUGAUGAUGAAGAAGAAGAAGAAGAAGAAAUGUCUGAUGACGACAACAAUGAUGAAGAAGAAGAAGAAGAAGAAAUGUCUGAUGAUGACAACAAUGAUGAUGAAGAAGAAGAAUCUCUUAGGAUGGGCUAAGAAGCAAAGGAAUGCAGGCUCUUUGGUGAUUGGGCGGUGCAAAUCAAAGUUGGAGCUGGACUCUGUUACCACAAGAAAGCUGGAGGAAAUCACAUUUGCUUCCACUUGUUAUUGUUGUUGGGUUUUCAAUUUAAUAUAGAUACGCUUGCUGUUUUUUGUUUUUCUUUUCUUCUUCUUCCCUUUUUUUUUUUUUUCUGUGCUGUGCGUUUAAAUAUGUUCAUAUUCUAAGUGGAACUGUUUGUUUCUUAUCUGUGUAAUUUUGUCUUUCAAACCUGUGUAAGGAUCUAUCUUAUUUCCUUUGGUAUUUCUUUUGCUGCAUCUGCAUCUUUGCUUUUCUUGUAAUAAGCAUUUUUUGCUGAA
This is a messenger RNA of Rubroshorea leprosula, 3408 nucleotides long. Lineage: Eukaryota; Viridiplantae; Streptophyta; Magnoliopsida; Malvales; Dipterocarpaceae. The record is from the annotation of a GenBank genome assembly.